CAAGUCUGAGCCCCUCACAUUCCCCUCGACAUGGCGCUGAGCCGGCGUCUGGGACUUCGGCUCUGCGCGAGGCUGCCUGACUUCUUUCUGUUGUUGCUCUUCAGGGGCUGCUUGAUAGAGGCAGUGGAUCUCAAGUCCAGCAACCGAAACCCAGUGGUACAUGAAUUUGAAAGUGUGGAACUGUCUUGUAUCAUUACGGAAUCACAGACAAAUGACCCUAGGAUUGAAUGGAAGAAAAUCAAAGGUGGUCAAACCUCAUAUGUGUAUUUCAACAACAAGAUUCAAGGGGACCUGGCAGGUCGUACAGAUGUGUUUGGAAAAUCUUCAUUGAGGAUUUGGAAUGUGACACGGUCGGACUCAGCCGUCUAUCGCUGUGAGGUCGUUGCUGUAAAUGACCGAAAACCCGUUGAUGAGAUUACCAUUGAGUUAAUUGUGCAAGUGAAGCCUGUGACCCCUGUCUGCAGAGUACCGAAGGCUGUGCCCGUAGGCAAGAUGGCGACACUGCAGUGCCAGGAGAGCGAGGGCUACCCCCGGCCUCACUACAGCUGGUACCGCAAUGAUGUGCCACUGCCUACAGAUUCCAGAGCCAACCCCAGGUUCCACAAUUCCUCUUUCCGUGUGAACUCCGAGACGGGCACUCUGGUUUUCAGUGCUGUCCACAAGGACGACUCUGGGCAGUACUACUGCAUUGCUUCCAAUGACGCAGGCGCAUCCAGGUGUGAGGGGCAGGACAUGGAAGUCUAUGAUCUGAACAUUGCUGGGAUUAUUGGGGGAGUCCUGGUUGUCCUUAUUGUUCUUGCUCUGAUCACGAUGGGCAUCUGCUGUGCAUACAGACGUGGCUGCUUCAUCAACAAUAAACAAGAUGGAGAAAGUUAUAAGAGCCCAGGGAAGCACGACGGAGUUAACUACAUUCGGACAAAUGAAGAGGGUGACUUCAGACACAAAUCGUCCUUUGUCAUCUGAGACCCGAUGGCUGGGAGAGCAUUGCAAAUACCUCUACUGGAGACUGGUCAAGGAUGCUGCGAGCCCAGGGCACCUACAGAGCGCCAUGCAGAAGCUUUUUGUUUUGGCCAAAGUCGACUCCUUCCUUGCUCUUUAACAAGCCACGUGAAUAAAAGAAAUCCUCCUGAAGAUGGCAUAGUAACUUAGAUUGUUGCUAGCCUUUUCCCCUUAGAGGGAUUAGGAUGAUCGUCAAAGCUUUUCUGUUAUCAGUUCUCUUGUGCAGGAAAACUUGGACCGUUUCUUGACCCCGGGUUGUUUAGUAGCCAGGACGACACUGGCUGUGAGAAGAUGAGGGGCCGGGCUGCAGCAGCAGCAGCUGUGUGAGCUCGCCUGUGAUGGUGUCCCAGGAAGGUUUCAGGCGGUCAGUGCCUUGCUCUCUGGACCCUGACCCACCGUGUUGCCUCUCUUGAUUGGCCAGUAUUUUCAUGUCCAUCCUAGAGAAUCUAUUUGGAUCAGCAUUUUGUAAAAACCCAAAUCAGAAAGGUAAAAUUGCUUGCUGGAAAGAGAGUUCUUAUCCAGAGAACUCUUGUUCGCAAGAGCUGCCAGCAUUUAGGAGAACCUGUCUUAAGCUAAGUCUGAAAUGGUACUGAAGUCUGCUUUUCUAUUGAUCUUGCUUAUUUUAUAAAAUUUUAACAUUCUAAAUUUUUGCUAAAGAUGUAUUUUGAUUAUUGAACAUUUCUAUAUAAACUGUAAAUAUAUUGCCACACAGUAUUUCAAAACAUAUUUUUUUAAGAGUUCAAUUUAAGAUUAGAAGGCUUGGGCUACUAGUGUUCAACUGGAAACUACCAGUAAUAAAAGUCUUUUAAGGAAUUCUCUUUGUUCACAAAACGUUUUAGCAUUUUUCUUAAGAAAACCACUGUUGCUUAGGAAACCAUUAAAGACUUUUAAUUUAGUCAUGUUUGUAUCUUUCUGUAUAAAGAAACCCUGGGAACUCCUGGGCUAGUUUUGAAUGGUCUCUUCCUGAGCUUUCCUAUUCCCAGAGAGGUACGAUGCAGACAAAGCUGGAUGGUUCCUGGGGUUAGUUCACUGCUCAUGGUCACUAACUCGUGUAGGAUGGAACGUCCCUGACAGCCUGCACAGCCCUGGCCUCAGCUCUGUACCCGGAUCAGAUGUUCACUGGUGGUAUUCUGGGCUGUGCAGUGCUUGCUGGUCUUAGGUGGGAAGCCGAGGAAGGCUGGUGACCAGUGGCAUCCCAGUCUUUGGGUGCGGUGACAGUGCUCAAUCUGUUCUGGAAAGGUCAUAAGACAAAGGCGGUGUAGUUGUUUUUAAAAUUCAUUUUAAUUAUUUGUUUAGUUGAUAAGUGCAUCCAAGGCUAAAGGCAAUUUGAAACCGAACCUGUCAACUCCAGUAAUAUUUAAAAAGAUUCUACUGUUCUUUUUGUUGUGAUGAAAGUGGCCAACGCUGCAGGCUGUCUCCCCUAGGACAAGCCCUUGUGUCCAGCCCAGCUCUUUGAAGCCAGUCAGAAAGCACAGCCAAGGUACAGAGCCAGAUGGGGAGCAAAGUGAAAUACCCGACCAAAAGCAGUUUUCUAAUUUUUAUUUUAAAUCUUUUAUCUACCGGAGACACUACUCAUUUUAUGGAACAUUAAAAACACCAUUCAAAAGCCUUUAUUCUUCAGGAACAGACGUCCUUGGUCUCAAACACUUUACCAUGCUAGAUCAGGAUGUAAAGUGGUUUGAAGCCAGGGGCGUCUAAAGGAGUUCCUAAACCUACCUUGCACCCAGAGAGGUUUUUAUGGAGGAGCUAGCCACUUUGUGAUCUUAAUAUUUUUUUUAUACUUCUACAGUCCCCCACCCCUUCCUUUUUUCACUGAAUACUUGAAGCACACCGUUUUUUUUUUUCUUAUGUGGAAGGCUAUAUGCUAAGAUACUGGCAGGAACAGUAGGGUGGGAAUUCUGUGCCUGUCCAGCACAGCCCGGUUUCUCUUGCUCUGUAUCCUGGAUAAUCUCAUCCCUCCUCUCUACCCCUGCCCCUCUCUUGGUAGAGCAGGACAGCCGCAGCUCUGAAGGGUGCGGUGGGAGAAUAAUGCACUGACCUUCCAGUGGCUGUCACAGCAAUAGGGCAGCCGUGUCGCUCCCUCUUUUUCUCUUUAAUGCCCUAGGCAUUCUUUCACAGUGCCAUGGGAACUAGUCUGACAAGGCAACACUUGAGCCUGGAAAGCAGGAGCCUGUGACUGGACAGAAGUGGCCUGAAGGAGCUCACUGACCUGUAAGAUGUGAAUGUGAUUGAAGGAACCUGAAAGAGGCUGGUUUUUUGUUUGUUUU
This is a messenger RNA of Chionomys nivalis (European snow vole), 3266 nucleotides long. It is a transcript of the gene Jam3, whose product is annotated as junctional adhesion molecule 3. Lineage: Eukaryota; Metazoa; Chordata; Mammalia; Rodentia; Cricetidae. Gene Ontology annotation, molecular function: protein homodimerization activity; protein heterodimerization activity. The transcript has 9 exons. Gene Ontology annotation, biological process: angiogenesis; cell adhesion. The coding region runs from base 31 to 963 and encodes 310 amino acids. The record is from RefSeq and is a predicted model, not a curated record.